Molecule: messenger RNA, 723 nt
Organism: Trypanosoma cruzi
Lineage: Eukaryota; Euglenozoa; Kinetoplastea; Trypanosomatida; Trypanosomatidae
Exons: 1
Coding region: 1-723 (240 amino acids)
Cellular component (GO): nucleus; cytoplasm
Molecular function (GO): protein binding
Source: RefSeq, a predicted model, not a curated record
AUGGCUAGUCGUGUUGAGGAGAUUCUUCUGGCGAUGGAAAAUGGUAAUGUUGAAUUUCUUUCCAAAAACCUCACACCACAAAAUGUUAAUUAUGUUGAUACGGAAAGAAGAAUGAGUUUGCUUAUGUGGGCUGUUGCCCUUAGAAAGCACUCUAUUGCUGAAAUGUUGCUUAAUCUUGGGGCCUCAAUGUAUCCUCGCGACAUGUUUCAAUUUAAUGUAUUUCAUUACUCGGCAUGGUGUUCCGAUGUAAAAAUGUUGGAAAUAUUAUAUUAUUCUACAUCUUGUUCUGGAGGCACAAGUACGGAUUUAAAUUGUUUAGGCCUUGCGCGCCUUAAAAAUCGGCAAUUCAGACUUGGGUCUAGGUCACUCGUGGACCUUCCCCACCCAUAUACCGGCCGCACACCUUUAAUGCUUGCCGCCGUGCGAGGGGAUGUUGAAAUGGUCGAGUUUCUGAUUAAGAAAGCCGGUUGCUCUCUUAGUGUGAGGGAUUUUAGAGGAAGCACAGCAAUGGACCUUGCCGCUUGUUGUGGACAUAAGGCCGUUGUAAUUUUGUUUUUGUCAAAUGGGGAUGAUAAUGCAGAUUUUGUUUUUGAAAGCACUAGACGCCAAGCUGAGGCAAACUGUGAAAAUGCCAUGACACUACAGCAGUUGGAAGUACAGAAAGAUUUGAAUCUUAUUUUGUGUCGUGAGUGGCUUCCACAGUCUCUAGUGGCUAUUUUAUGA